AUAUAAUUCAUUAAGGUGAGCAGUACAUAAUAGAUGUUAAUCGCAUUAUUAGAAGUUAUUUCCAAUGUUGCGGAAACCCGUACAGCCGAGAUUCGUCUGCUAGCUCAUGGUUUCAGACUUUUGAAGUAGUUGAGAAGAACACAAAAACUAGACAGAAUUUUAUACUUAUUUAAGGAGAAAAGUGAUUUGCCACUAAAAUAUGGCAGCCAGGGUCAUAUUAAGUCAGGGUUUACGGCAAUUGGCAAUAAGUCCAAUAGCUUUCACAAUGCCGUCGAAAUACACAACCAACUUACCUGUGUUGUUGAAAGCUGGAGGGAAUUUGUCAUUCGCGCGAAGCUUUUCCGAACCCAACGAUGAAGUUGCUUCCGAGCCAAAUCCAGAAAGUGACCCCAGUUUAGUUGUGGAUCAGAAAGAUGCGUCCAAAAUGCGUAAUCGUGUAAUUCCAGUAGAAAUUAGCAUGAAGUAUUUAAAGAGUAAAGGGUAUUUAACAACCUAUGGUUCAGAGCCUGUGUGGGUUAAAUAUCGCAGAAAUUUCAAGGGCCAGUUUGCUCCAGAGACAAGAAAGACUUGCAUAAGACAAGAAAAAUUAAGUACUGGGAAUCCUUGCCCAAUAUGCAGAGAUGAGUACUUGAUACUUGAUUACAGAAACGUUGAAUUAUUAAAACAGUUUAUUUCACCCUUCAAUGGAGCUAUUCUGCCAACACUGAAAACUGGUUUAUGCCAAACUAAACAAAGGGAACUACUUGUGGCAAUUACAAAAGCUAAAAAUUACGGUCUAAUCGCGUUUGAUGUUCCCAUUCGUGAAUAUGAUUAUUCUGAUUAUCGAUCAUAAAUGUGAUAGUAAAUACAGCAGUAGUUAAAGUUG
This is a messenger RNA of Daphnia carinata, 865 nucleotides long. RefSeq names its product small ribosomal subunit protein mS40-like (gene mRpS18B). NCBI's taxonomy places the organism in Eukaryota, Metazoa, Arthropoda, Branchiopoda, Diplostraca, Daphniidae. Gene Ontology annotation, molecular function: structural constituent of ribosome. The record is from RefSeq and is a predicted model, not a curated record. The transcript is spliced from 4 exons. Gene Ontology annotation, biological process: mitochondrial translation. Bases 200 to 832 code for a protein of 210 amino acids. Gene Ontology annotation, cellular component: mitochondrion; ribosome.